This is a messenger RNA of Penicillium longicatenatum, 519 nucleotides long. Its product is annotated as anthrone oxygenase family protein. NCBI's taxonomy places the organism in Eukaryota, Fungi, Ascomycota, Eurotiomycetes, Eurotiales, Aspergillaceae. Bases 1 to 519 code for a protein of 172 amino acids. The transcript has 2 exons. The record is from RefSeq and is a predicted model, not a curated record.
AUGACGUCUAAACUAUUUGGUUACCGCUUGGCCCAAGCUACUGGUAUAUCUGGUGCAGCCUGGUUGUCUGGAAACAUUGCUGCAUUAAGCACAAUUGCUACACCUGCACUGGUCCAAUCCCAAACAGAUGAUCACAAAUCUCCAAGCCUCCUAGCAAAACAAUGGAAGGCCCUUUUCGAUAUUGGGAAAAGGAAGAAUCCCCCCAUUGCAGCUGCAGCUGCCACUUCCUUGGCCUACCUAGCAUGGUCUGUUCGCCGAGGCAGUCCUUUAUACAAGGCGACGACGUAUAGUCGCAGUGGUCUCUAUAUUGCUGCUGCUGUCCUUACUGUUGGCAUUGUUCCAUACACACUAAUACUGAUGGAUGGGACAAAUCACGCCCUUUUGAAAAAGGCGCAGUCAACAUCUGAUGCCGACAAAGAAGUUUCAGCUUUGGUUGAGCGGUGGAAUUCCUUGAAUCUGGGCCGAUCAAUAUUCCCUUUAGCUGGAGCUCUCUGCGCGGUGGUCGCAACAAUUCUAUGA